AUGCGCACCUCAAGUGUACUUGGUGCAACAACGAGCCUCCUCUAUGUACUCACGUCCUUAGCCUGCUGCGUCUACUACACGAGCCUCUUACAGCCCAGCUUUGCCAACGACCUCUGGUGGGCUGGCUACAACGUCUCGGGCUACCAAGCUUUUCUCAUCGAUCUCUGCAACCAGUUUCUCAUGACCAACGCCAACGGCUCGCUCGAUGUGCUCUCUGCCUCGGCCAUCGUGCCCAAGACGUACUCGACCAUCGACGCGUUCACGUCCAUCUACACGCCCUACAUGCACGACGUCCUCCUCGGCGAACUCACGUCCAUCGAGUACGCUGUGCCGCAUCUCCGAACGCUCAGCACCUACUGGUCCAUGCGCAUGAACGUGCAGCACUGCUGGGUUGACUUUAACAAAACGUUCGAGAUGGCCCACACGCUUCUUCGGCAAGAACGCUGUGAGCGCCGCUAUCGAGCCAACGCUGCCGUGUACCUCGAAGCUAUCCUGCGCAACCAGCCAUGGGACGCGUAUCUAGCGCUCUGGGCUGGAAAUGGGCUUCGCUUCAACGUAGCCAUCCAGCGUGGUCUUCAAGAGACUAUGGGUGGUCGCUCGUUUCUGGCACAGAUGGCGACAGCGGCCAACACUACGUCGGUGGCGGACGAGCUUGCCUACUGGCGGUCGUACAACUUGUCGAUAUUUGAGCUGCAGUGGCAGAGUCGGUGGCAACCUGGCGUCUCCGAGACCAUUAAAGUCUCGAAUGCACUGGGCAUUCAACAGAGCUUUACGCUGAAAGCGCUCGACCAAGUCAUGGGUCCCUGGUCGUCCCAAAACAUGUUUUGGAUGCCGCUCAACGACUUGUUCAAUGGAAUGACAAUGAACCGGAGCUUCGUCCGAGGCACGAGUCGCCACUUUGCGACCAAUAUCAGUGCAUCAUUGCCCGCCAUCAACUUGGAGACGUAUCGAGGCAUGGCCGACAGCCGCGGCAACCUUGUGGGCAAGGCGUGGGUCUUCCACACCUUUCUCGGACCAUACCUCAGCAGUGACAUUCGCUACAAGCUGCGGCCAGCACCCCUUGUCACCGCGUACAAUCGAUUUCAAGAAGUCGUCUUCACACAUCUCGCAACGUCGACAGCGAGAUUUGAAUCGUUUAGCAGUCUUCCAGUCGUUGUCUUGACACCGACGCCGUCGCGCUGGCAGGCCAACUACACCUUUUACGGGGGUGACCCGAUGUGCAUUCUUGGCAUGGGCACAUCGUACGUCCAGCAGUCGUUUGAUUUUUAUGACGACUGCUCGCAAAAGAUACCUCUCAGUGUCCAGCUGCCGCCCAUGUCCCUCCUCUUUGCUCUGCUCGCAGCGUCUACAACCUCAAGGACCUUCUCGAUCCACGCCAUCUGUGCACUCUCCACCACUCCAGACCCGUGUGUAUCGAUGCUCUCUGUAGCAUCAAGCUGGCUUCAGGAGCUACCCAUUCCAGACCAGAUCCUGUUGAUGCUCGAGUCGCUACCACCGGUGCUUCAGGCCACAGACACCAGCUUUAUGCAGUUUGCCAAAGCCUCCAAUGGCUCGUGGGUGCUCUUGCAGCAGCCGCUGCUGAGCGCUCGGGACGAUCCCUGGACGUUCUAUGGCUGGUGCUUUGCGGCCGACUGGGCCACUGGCAUUCGCCAAGCCGCCUCGUUUGAAGGCGACGUGUCGUCCAUCGUCCUUCUCUCCAACGCAUAUACGAGCCAGCACUAUGUCACGAGUGGCCAGCCGCUGGAGACGGCGACACGCAUGGUCUACUACUCUGUCGUUGCGAGUUCGGUCUGCCUUGUCAGUGUCGGUGGACUUGCAUUGCUCUACACGCUUUACAGUCGCUUUCACAUCACGGGCCGCAAUCUGCUCUGUUUCAACCGGCUCGUGGGCUCGGUCUGGGCCGGCCGCCAACUUAUGCUCAUGCGCGGGACCAGCGCCAUCUUGAUUUUGAGCACGGCACAACCAAAACUGGUGGCACAAUUUGGCCAUAGCCGGCUUGUCGCGAGUGCGCGCUCAGUCUGGGAGACGGGUAUCGUGGCCGGCGAAGCCACGUGGGUAUCGUACUGUCUGCAAGAGUACCUUGUGAUAGCGCUUCCAACUGCCUUGACGAGGCUCUACGGCCCAUGGACGAACGCGCUAACGUGGCUUACAAUAGUCGUAUUGGACAUCUCGUCGCCGGUGCAGACGACUAUCGAGCUGAACCGCGCUUGCGUCGGUGGUGACAUGGACUAUGGUCUUCUCUGCACCGCGGGGGCCAUCUCGAUUGGGAGCUUGUCGCGUCUGCUCCUUCUAUUCGGCCUGCAGGUCGGCCUCGUGCUGAUUUUGAUCAUGCUUAUUUAUGGCUACCAGCAUGCGUCAUGUUGCAUGUCUUUCGGCGGUGAAUGCGAAGCCAACGACAAAUAUGACGAUGCAAGCUUGCUCAUGUCGGGCAUGUCUCGAGCGCUCGUCGUCCCCGAGGAGGCAACGAAGCACUUGUAUGAUGCCGUGACCUGUGUGCUCUGUGGCCUCCUUCCGCUUCGGCUGCGCGGCCGCCGGCGUAUCUUUGACCUCAAGCUAUGGAGCUUCCUUCCCGACACGAUAUCGACGACGAGGCAUCACACGGUGUCGCCCGAGCACUGCAUGGUCGUCCCGGCGCGCCCAAUACAAAUGCCGCCCCCGCCGACGUUAGACUUGAUCAAAACUGCCGUUGACAGCAGGCGACGCUGGUCUGUCGCGUCAGCACUCCUCGGUCUUUUCUAUAUGGUGUGUGUCAUUGCGAGCUCCGUCUCGUACUUUGAGAUCUCCAAAGUCAACUUAGCCAACGACCUGUAUUGGCCCCAUUUUAACGUCACGGGGGCUCAUGCGUUUUUCGCCAACUGGCUCAACGAACAGCUCAUCUUGCGCGCCUCGAUACAAAACAUCGCACUGGAUGAUCCGAGCAUCAACCUCCUUGGGUCGUUUGCGGCACCGACAGCCUACGUCUCGACCGUCCACAACUAUGGCACUUGGCUCCAGCACAGCGAAUUGAGUUCGAUCGAAGCAUCCAUUGCGGGCCUUCGCGUCUCGGAUGCAUGCAACGCGCCCUGGAUCUUUUCACCGUACUGCUACCUCGACUGGAAGAAAACGUGGCCCAUGGCGUACUCGCACCAGCGCCAAAUGCGAUGUCAGAAGAUGGAGACGAAUGCUGCCGUGUACCUCGAGUCGGUGCUGCGCAACAUUGACUGGGCGACCUUUGAGUUUUGCUGGGGCAACGCCUUUGAGACUGCAUUUGGUUCGGAUCUGCGGCAAUCGUCCGAAGGUGUGGAAUGGCUGCAUGCCGUAUCCAGCGAGCGCCUGUUACUCCAAGACGAGGCAACCAAGUGGCGUCAGCACAAUCUAUCAGUCUUUCAAGUGCAGUGGCAAAACUACAAGCGCAUUGGAGUCUUCAACAGCUACUCGAUCGUCAACGCCUUUGGUAUUUCGUACCCUAUGCAAUUGAUGGCUCUCAACGGCAGCUACCGCUGGAGCAGUCAGACAACGUACAAGAUGUACUGGUCGCUCGCCAACGAUCUCUCAGCGAUCGUGUCCAACACCAGUGGUAUUGGUGGCCUCAGUCUUAUGCGAACGAGUCCUCGGUUCGCCUUUACAAAUACCUCGCUGCAGGCCGUCUUGACGACCAACUUGACAUUGAUGUCGCCGUUGGCCACUGCGUUAGCCCUUGUCGCAGAGUCCAUUGGUCCGUUUGGCGUCACGGACAUGGUCUACAUCCGCGUUCCAGUUGCGGUUAGCAGCCUCGUUCGCGACAUUCUUCACAUGGCACGCUUAUCUAUGGGGCAGUCGAUCCUCGCCCAAGCUGCCUUCAACAAGAUCACACCUUUGAGCACAUCGUACCCGACUCCGAAAAAGUGGGUUACGCCCAAGUACGGCUCGUUCGGCGGGUCCCCUCUCUGCCAAGAGCUCAUCUCGAGCAAGGCGGUCUCGAAUGGGUUUGCUUGCAUGCCAUCCUACGACCUACCAUGUCUGCCGACGUUGCCGGCACAGAGCAAGGUCCUUCCAACACGGCAACACUACAUCGUGUCAGCGAUUCUCUCGGGUCUCAGCGCGUCACCACCCAGUGACUACCGCUCCCUCUGCUCGUUUGACCCAUCGAAUCUCGCCCUCUGCCUCGUCUACCUCAAUCACACCAUGCACUUUAUUCGGACCUACAUGCCAACAGCCAAUGCGUCAUUGACAUCCAUCGCUGCGUCAACCAAUGCAUUAGUCCACAAUCUGAACAUUGAGUUUAUGAUUUUUGCAAAAGUCAACGCGUCAGCGCCACUCGCACUGCUCCACACCAACCUCCUCGACCCAAGCGAAGUCGGCUUUGGCUUUCUUGCAUGGACGUACCUCUACGACUGGGUUCUCGGCCACCGCGAAGUCAUCUCGUUCCAAGGCGACUCUGGAACGCUCAAUCUCUUGACCGACCUCCAACUCCCGCUACUCCAGCAAGCGCAGCCGUGGAUGCUCACCCAAGCGUUCGCCACGUACUGCCGCGGCGGUGUGUGGUAUGUCACAUUUCUCAUGCUCUCCGUCUCGGCGCUCGCUUGCGUGUAUGUGCUUGCAUCCCGCGGGCACUUUGAGGGACUCAACAUGCUCGAGCUCUCGCGGGUCGGCGGUAUUGUCUGGGUCGGCCGGCCGCUUCUCUUUCUUCGUUCCCUGACAGCGCUCUGCCUUCUCUCCACUGCCACGCUGGAGCUCCAAACCUCUGGCUACCGCAGCUACUUUGCCGCCGUGCCCACGCCGUGGUACACGAUCGCACUCGCGGCCGGCGAGGUCACAUGGCUCGUCUCGGUCGUCAACGACAUUGCUCUUGUAUUUACCAAAGAGUACUCGAUGUACUACACGACCGCCAAUAGCCUUCUCGUGUGGCUCAUUGUCGCGAGCCUCGCUGGCGCCAUCCCCGUCGACGCCACGCUCGCGCUGUCGCCACAUUGUCAGUUUGUGCAGUUUGAUUUUCUAAUCGCCUGCGAUGCCGGCGAGUUGGUGAUUGGGCAUCUGAGCCGCUUGCUUGCGCUGAUUGGUAUCGUGAUUGCGUGCAAUAUUGUCUGCUACAGUGCCGUCCGGCGCUGCAUGCAUCGCCCGAAAGGCUGCGUGACAUCGCUCUUGCUCUCGAAUGGGGCCAAGUAUUUGUUUCUGCACGACGGUCGCCUCCGUGGCGACGUCUACUACCUCGAUCGAGCCUCCGCAGCCGUCGCCGGCAUCGUCACACUGCGCCUCGGACGUGUUUUCUAUGCCCUCGACAUUAAGCUCUGGCGGCUCGUUCCGGUAGCACUCCCAUUGACCAAGCUCGAGAGCCCGCUGCUUGACGCCGCCUUGCCCCUCCUCAACUCACCGCUGUAA
Molecule: messenger RNA, 5337 nt
Organism: Saprolegnia parasitica CBS 223.65
Lineage: Eukaryota; Oomycota; Saprolegniomycetes; Saprolegniales; Saprolegniaceae
Exons: 1
Coding region: 1-5337 (1778 amino acids)
Source: RefSeq, a predicted model, not a curated record